This is a messenger RNA of Caenorhabditis angaria, 1379 nucleotides long. The record is from the annotation of a GenBank genome assembly. Lineage: Eukaryota; Metazoa; Nematoda; Chromadorea; Rhabditida; Rhabditidae.
AUGGAGCAGGAAACUAUUAUGGGCCUGGAUUACAAUGAACUGAGAAAGCAGUUGAAGUCGAAGCGAUUGUCAGCGGCUGGAAAAAAGACUGAUUUGCAGAAACGCCUGCUUGAUGUGAGUUUUGUUAAGUUUUUCUUCAUAAAACAUGUAAUUGUUUCAGUUUUUCUUAUCUGAAAAAGUAGCUGAACCAGUUGUUGAGCAAGAAGAAGAAGAGGAAGAAACAAUGGAUGUAUCAUCUCCAGCUGUAACCAACAGAACGCAUGAUUUCACUCGUAAGUUUUCAUUUUUUCAACAUGAAUUUGAAAAUAAUGAAGUUAUAGAUGAACAAACGCCGACAAAUCAAGUAAAUCUUGUUUUGGACGAGGAAACAAGACAAAAACUGUGUGAAGAAUAUGGAAUUGAUGAUCACAGUUUCCGUAAGUUUUAUUGAAGCUUGAUUGAAAUAAAUAAUUUGCUGGUUUUCAGACAUAAAACCAAGAAACAGCGCGGCUCGUACUUCAGCAAGAAAAUCUAUCCGAAAAUCAAAUGUAGUGGUUUCUGAAGCUCUUCCAACUACUGAGCAUGUUGAGGAAAAUCGCGAGAAGACUCCAACCAGAUUGAAAGCACCGAAAAAUUGUGAGUUUCAGUUAGUUUUUGAGAAUUUAUUUUGAAAAAAGAACUUAAUUCUAGAUCGAGAUCAUUUUGCAAAAAUCCACGAGAAACAAAACGAAAAAAUGGAGUCGAUUUUGGACCACCAGGAAAAGGUUUUGAAGAGACAUCAAGAAUUGACACAAGAUUGUCCAACAUCGAUUAAAAGAUUGGCAACACCAAAGAGUGUUAAGAAGCGUGAACCACUCAGACAAAAGUAUGUUGAUUUUUUUUGUGUGAAAAAUUAGGACAAUGAAACAUUUUAGGGAUUGGAAAGAAACAAAUCCGGAAAAUAUGACAUUCAAAUUCGGUGAGGAAGAGGUAGAAGAUUUCAAACAAGUUGCGAAACCAAAGUCAGGAACUCCCUCAAGUGUCAAGAAAACAGCCAAAAGAGUGAGUUAUCUCAAAUCCUCUUAAAAAUUACUGAAAAUAUUAUUUUUAAAGGAACAUAGAGAUGUGAAACAAAUCACUCGCGUUGGAGGUUAUACUCCACACACAUUUUCGGCUCGUAAAAAGUUCAUCGACACAACAAAAUUGACCGAUAGAGAAUAUGAUUUGGCAUUGGAAGAGGGAUUGAUUCCUGGAAAAUCGGCAAGGUUUGUAUUUAUUUAUUUAUAAAACUUGGAUUUUUCAUUUAUGAUUAAUAAUAAUUAUUUUCCAGAGAAUCAGCGAAGAAACCACGCCGCGGAGCCGAAUCGAAAAAACGUCGCGAUGAUAUCAUCGCAUUGAAAAGAAAAUUGAGAAUCGAAUGA